Molecule: messenger RNA, 638 nt
Organism: Morus notabilis
Lineage: Eukaryota; Viridiplantae; Streptophyta; Magnoliopsida; Rosales; Moraceae
Product: signal recognition particle 14 kDa protein
Exons: 4
Coding region: 82-447 (121 amino acids)
Biological process (GO): SRP-dependent cotranslational protein targeting to membrane
Cellular component (GO): signal recognition particle, endoplasmic reticulum targeting
Molecular function (GO): endoplasmic reticulum signal sequence receptor activity; 7S RNA binding
Source: RefSeq, a predicted model, not a curated record
AAGAAGAGUCCUUGCCUGGUAAAUACUAUACGAGGUCGCUCUUCUUGGUGGACAAGCUAGAUCUGUAAACUACCGAUCACCAUGGUCCUUUUGCAGCCAGAUCCUUUUCUAAAUGAGCUCACUAGCAUGUUCGAGCGAAGCACCGAGAAAGGCUCCGUUUGGGUCACGCUUAAGCGAUCGUCGUUGAAAUCAAAGGUGCAGAGGAAUAAGCAGAAAACUGACGGCGAAGCGAUUGAGUAUCGAUGUCUUAUUCGCGCUACAGACGGGAAGAAAACAAUUUCCACUUCGGUCGGAGCCAAGGAUCAUAUGCGGUUUCAAGCUUCAUAUGCUACCAUUCUAAAGGCCCACAUGACAGCUCUUAAGAAGAGGGAGAGGAAAGACAAGAAAAAGGCUGCUGAGACCGAUCGGAAAGACGGGGCAGGUGCGAAGAAGCCCAAGAAUGCGUAAAGAAGUCUCUUCGUUUCUUCUUAUACCAAAAAGCCUUUAUAAAAACAACUUUGUGCUUCUUCCAACACUUUUUUGGAGAGAGAGAGAAGACUUUUUUUUUUUUUUUUUUUUUUUUGUUGUUGCAAGAAAUCAGUCAAAUUAUAGGGAUUGAAGAAUGUGGAUUUUUGUUUAGCUUCCCUUUUCCUUUCUAG